Messenger RNA from Esox lucius (northern pike), 1096 nucleotides. It is a transcript of the gene gins2, whose product is annotated as GINS complex subunit 2. The record is from RefSeq and is a predicted model, not a curated record. The transcript is spliced from 5 exons. The coding region runs from base 95 to 655 and encodes 186 amino acids. Gene Ontology annotation, biological process: double-strand break repair via break-induced replication; DNA replication. NCBI's taxonomy places the organism in Eukaryota, Metazoa, Chordata, Actinopteri, Esociformes, Esocidae. Gene Ontology annotation, cellular component: nucleus; GINS complex.
GACACCCUCCUAAUACUUCGCGGGAACAUUUGGACCAACAACAUUGAUAGGGUUACUGUGUAGAUACAAGUGAAACGGUCAAAAUAACCUUAAAAUGGACCCUUCUGAAGUUGAAUUUCUUGCCGAGAAGGAGGUGGUGAAGAUUAUUCCCAAUUUUAGUCUCGACAAAAUAUACUUGAUUGGGGGCGAUCUUGGUCCUUUCAAUCCCGGGAUGCCGGUCGAGGUACCUGUGUGGCUGGCCCUGAAUCUAAAACAGAGGCAGAAGUGCAGAAUAGUGCAACCAGAGUGGAUGGAUGUUGACAAACUGGAAGAGAUAAGAGACUUGGAGAGGAAGGAAGAGACAUUCACGCCUGUCCCCAGUCCAUACUACAUGGAGCUGACCAAGCUGCUCCUCAACCAUGCGUCGGAUAACAUUCCCAAAGCAGAUGAGAUCCGCACGCUAGUGAAGGACAUCUGGGACACGCGCAUCGCCAAGCUCCGCCUCUCCGCUGACAGCUUCAUCAGCCAGCAGGAAGCACAUGCCAAGCUGGACAACCUGACUCUGAUGGAGAUUAACACAACUCGAUCCUUCUUGCUGAACUCUCUCAACUGCAUGUAUAAGCUGCGCUCCAACUUACAGCCGGGCUCCAGUAGAGGCAAAUCCCAGGACUACUGAUCAGUGUUUAUGGACUAGACCUGGACAACUCCCCUCCACAUGUAGACUUAAGCUCAUCUUUACUAAGGAUUUUCACCAGGUACAAUGUAAUACUGAUCAGUCUCCUUCUGAAAAAAACAGGUGCAAAUGUGUAAUAAGUGUGGUCCAAGUUAUUUGUUUCUAGUUGAAGCCUCCUCAGACCAGUUAUCCUCGUCAACAAGUCAUGGACUCCCUUGAGGAAACAGUUUUAUUAUCGUGGAUCUGUGAUUAUCAGAUGGUGUUAUGUAUGUUAUGGUUUAAAUAAAUGCUGUGUGGGUAAAAGAGUUGAUUGCCUUAAACUGGCCUUGAACUUUCAAACACAUCUCAUAACGCAGAAAGUGUUAUUAAAGGUUGAGUAAUUGAGGAGAGUAGUAACAUUGUGGUUCUUUUUGUAUUUGAUUUAAUGCGAUUAAAUUUUGUGGA